AUGUCAUUUAACAUCGCGGGACUGGGAGGGCUCGUGAGUUGCGGCAAGACGGGGUUCAAGGCUGCGAUGUCGCAUUCGCCCGAGUUCCCGUGCGAAACCGAUGGCAAGCCACGCGAAAGAUACAUUUUCUUCGGGUUUCCCCACGUGUCAAUCGGUGAGUCGGGCGAGGUGGGGUCUCUGCUGCGGCGCGGGCGCGGCAAGCCAUCGAGCGCGUGCGGCGCGCUGAUCGCGAUCAAGGGCGACAUCCAGGCUGGCGGUCCCGUGGAAGAAGACCCCGAUAAUGCCGAGUAUGUCUCUCUCAAAAAGAAGAUCAUUGCGCGCGUGAAGCCGUCUUCGACUCCUUCCGACGGCCCGUCGCUGGUCCAAGUCACCAGGGCCGCGCUCCAGGCAAUCACUGAUGACCUGGAGCAUCUUAUCUCUCUUACUGUGGAUACCACUACUGCCGACUACGCUGUUAUUACAGGCGUACAGAUUCACUCUGGCGAUCAGAUUCCCGGCGAGCCCUUCCGCAUUGAGCGCACCUGCGACUACAUCGCACCCAAUGCCAUGUACGCCGUGAUUCGCGGGGAGAAGCACAUUCUUCACACGGAGAUCAACCAAAUCACCGCCAUCAAGUCUCUCUCUCCUUCGCCUACCUCGUUCGCAGGCUCGUCAGCUGCUGCGAUGGCCACCAUCAGCGCUCACACAUUGACCGCGAGGAAUCCUGCGGCUCUGCUCGGUCAAACAGAGUCAAUGACUUCUUCCAGCGCCAUCCCCUCCUUCUCCGGUCUGCGCGCCGCUGCCCCCGUGAAGGCCGCCGCCAAGGCCGCCUGCGCUCGCAACUGCAAAUGCUCCCGCCACUCAGUCUUCCGCGCCGUCGCCGCGUCCGCCAACAACGACGCCGAGGCUUCGUCGCAAACUCUCUUCGCCAGCGUGACGCAGGCUGCGCCUGCCCCCGCAGCUGAGAACAGCCUCCUCGUCCCCGGUAUCAUCGGCGCCGGCGUCGUCGGCGGUGCCGCGCUUGCUCUCCUGACUAACAAGCCGGCGGCGCCGGCCGCGGCGGCUCCCGCUGCUGCCGCCAGCUCCUCGCCGGUGGCGCACGCGAAGCGCGCCGCGGCGCCCGCGCUGGCGACGAUGGCGGCGACGUUUCCGAACGCGAUGCAGGAGGAGACGUUCAUGCACGCGGUGGCUGAGGAGCUCCGCAACCUCGGCUUCCGCCGCGACAACUGCAUCGCGCUCGUCAACACAUGCCGCGACGAAGUCUGCCGCCCGAUCGUGAACCUCAUUGAUAGGGAAUUCGGGUUGAGCUUUAACAUCGCCGGGCUCGGUGGGCUGGUGAUCUGCGGCAAGACUGGGUUCAAGGCUGCCAUGUCGCAUUCGCCCGAGUUCCCGUGCGAGAAGGACGGCAAGCCCCGCGAACGAUACAUUUUCUUCGGAUUCCCCCACGUGUCCAUCGGCGAGUCCGGUGAGGUCGGCUCCCUGCUGCGUCGCGGGCGCGGUAAGCCGUCGAGCGCGUGUGGAGCGCUGAUCGCGAUCAAGGGCGACAUCAAGGCGGGCGGACCCGUGGAGGAUGACCCCGAUAAUGCCGAGUACGUCGAGCUCAAGCGGAAGAUCAUCGCGCGCGUGAAGCCGUCCGGCCCCGACGGCCCUUCUCUCGUGCAGGUGACCAAGGCCGCCCUGCAGGCGAUCACUGACGACUUGGAGCAUCUCAUCUCGCUCACUGUGGACCCUGCCACUGCUGACUAUGCUGUCAUCACUGGCGUGCAAAUCCACUCUGGAAACCAGAUCCCCGGCGAGCCCUUCCGCAUCGAGCGCACGUGCGACUAUAUCGCACCCAAUGCCAUGUACGCCGUGAUUCGCGGCGAGAAACACAUUCUGCACACGGAGAUCAACCAAAUCACCGCCAUCAAGUCCGUGCCUGCUAACAAGUUCGCUUAG
Closterium sp. Yama58-4 is the source of this 1917-nucleotide messenger RNA. NCBI's taxonomy places the organism in Eukaryota, Viridiplantae, Streptophyta, Zygnematophyceae, Desmidiales, Closteriaceae. The record is from the annotation of a GenBank genome assembly.